GUGUGUGUGUGUGUGUGUGUGUGUGUGUGUCAUCUCUUUACACACACCUUUUACAUAACAGUCACGGUGUCACUUGUUUAGACUGUAAGAAUGUCACUGUGUGGAUUUUUCUUAACAUGGCUUUUUAUCUUUUUUGCUCUGUUUCUCCAAACCUGCGUGGGCGGAGCUUUGGGUCAGAAGCCUCCUCCCUCCCCGGAGCUGGUGCAGUUGUCCACAGGUGUGUCCUCAGAUGUGUCCUCAGGUCUGUCCUCGGGUGUGUGGAUUCGGUGUCAGGCGCCUCCGGGUCACAGCGGCAGAGUGUUUGAGUUGUACCGCGUGCGCUCACUCGUGGACUCGCGGCGGUUCGACACAGAGCACUCGCACGCCGACUUCCGGCUCAACACCGACGGUGCAAACACGGAGAUCUACUGCUGCCGCUACGACCUCAGCAUGUACAGCCCCUACACCCGGCUCCACCCACCUUCACGCCCUUCCACACCCCUUGCUCCUCCUCAGCUCUCAGUCAAACCUCCAGAUGGGCGUGUCCAGCGUGGUCAGGUGAUAGAGUUCCAUUGUCAAGCCCUGCCCACACCUGUCCCUGUGGCAUUUGUCCUCCAGAAACAACAUGGAGAGGGUGAGGAAAUUCAGUUCGUGAGCCAUUCCACAAAUCCUCAGUUCUGGGUGGGACCAGUGGGCGUGGCUGAUAGGGGCAUGUACACCUGCUUCUACGUGGUAAACAUACCUCAGGGGAAUCAAAGCUCCGCCCCCAGCGCACCUGUCUCUGUUACUGUACGAGUUGAUCUCCCAGCUCCACUGUUAUCUGAGGGAGAAGAGGGGGUGCUAGUGUGCACCGGGUCGCCCUCCUACCCUGGGGCUCAUUUCUCCCUGUUCCAACAGGGAUCCUCGCUGCCGUUAGCAACACAGUCCGCCCAAAACAUUCAACACAUAGUGCAGUUCGCUGCAGCAGGACGGCGGAGGAAAGGGGGCGGGUACCAGUGUCAGUACAGUGUGCUACUGGGUAACAACUGGGAACAUUCUGAACUCAGCAGCCCCAUCACCCUGACCUGUAUUACAGGAUCUCCUUCCUGCAGCCCAUCUUCCACGGAUACGCAUACUCCACACACGGGUUCAGUGGACGUGGCGUUGGUGUGUGGCUCCGUCUCGGCUGCGCUGCUCUUCCUCAUGGUGCUCAUCGUCCUGGCUUUAGGGAUACGAAAAUAUGCUAAGAUAGCAGCCAAUAAAAAGAGACAAAGGGAACAGGAGCAGUUCUGGCAGCAGGUCCACCGCAGGGACCACGUCGUCGAUCUCACACUACAGAGAAUCAGCACUGGCUCCAAGGAUGAAGGAGGAGGGUCUGAGCCCAUCUACGACUGUCCCCUCAGCACCUUCACCCGCCCACCUGGAUACUGACUGUCUCACCCUCUGUCCCUCUGUCUGUCUUUUGGCCACAGUGUGGUGUGAGAGCUCCACACACACGCAGAGACAGGUACAGCACACCUGAGUGGGAGGAGCUUGCAGAUAUAGUGACUGAGCUUUGGUUUGCAUGUAGAUUUACACUUCUGUGUCUUUCUGGCAAAACAGGCAAGCACACACAGACACACACACACACAUACACACACAUACACACACACACAUACACACAGCUCAGACUUUCUCUUUUUCUUUCUAAACAUUCAUCUCAUUCGCUCUCUCUCUCUCUCUGUAGCAUUUGCACAAUUUGUAUUUUUUGUUAUUUUGUAUUUAAGGUGCUUAUUUUGUUUAAGAAUAAAAUAAAUAAUAUUAAUGCUUUGUUAAUAAUUAGUUCAUGAUUUAUGGUUGAUUUUAAACACACACAUACACACACACACAACAGGAAGUACAGAC
Clarias gariepinus (North African catfish) is the source of this 1842-nucleotide messenger RNA. RefSeq lists its product as uncharacterized. The transcript is spliced from 10 exons. NCBI's taxonomy places the organism in Eukaryota, Metazoa, Chordata, Actinopteri, Siluriformes, Clariidae. Bases 91 to 1389 code for a protein of 432 amino acids. The record is from RefSeq and is a predicted model, not a curated record.